AUGCCCAAGAUCUGGCGACAACAAACCGACUCGAUCAUCAACGGGUCACAUCGACGUGAAGCGACUGCCACCUCUCGAACAGUGUUACAGUCGGUCUCUCGCCACUCUGUCAGCCCAAGAGAACCCGCGACCGACCCGAAACAAACUUUCCGAAUCAACCUGAGCCCUGAUGAUUCUCUCGACCCGCGUUACGUUUGGACAUGGCGUGUUUAA
Messenger RNA from Bursaphelenchus okinawaensis, 213 nucleotides. NCBI's taxonomy places the organism in Eukaryota, Metazoa, Nematoda, Chromadorea, Rhabditida, Aphelenchoididae. The record is from the annotation of a GenBank genome assembly.